CAAAACUGUGACCAAAUAAUCUCCCUCUCUAAUUCACUUCUUCCGAGAAAGUAUUCAGUGAAGUCGACACAAUGUAGCUAACAGUAUAAUUUAUACUGUUUGAAUAUAUGAAAAAGAAACCGUAAGAGUAUAUCGAACUGGCAUCGGGUGGUGGUUAUUAGAAUUUACAUCUAAUGGUUAUUAUGGAACAAUCAGGCUGUGGUGUGGCAGUUUGAUUGAAUAAAUUUUCUUCUCUCUCUCUCUCUCUCUCUCUCUCUCUCUCUCUCUCUCUCUACUUUUUGUAAUCUCUUUUCUUUUUCUCUCUCACCAAUACAAAAAAAGCACUUCACAAGUCACCAAAGUUGGUCUCUUUCAGUCUCUCUCUCUCUCUCUCUUUCUCUCUGUUUGCUUAAGUUUUCCUUACCGGUUUUUGCAUGUCUCUUCUUUCUCUCACUUCUAGGCUUUCAGUGCUUCUCUUCUUUUUCAUAAUGGUAACUUUUCACCAAAGUGAGUAGCAUAUCCAAGGAACUUCACUUCUACUUAUAACUUCCUUUCAUUUCUUCUACAAUCUUCAAAAUUUUCUUACAAUUUUCUCAACAACCAAACACCUUCCUUUCUCAAGAAACCCCCCAUCACUUUCCCUUCAAAAGCUUUCUGUUCUUCCUUGAAAGAACUACAGGUUAAAGGUUUGUUGAAAGAAAUAAGAAAGGCACCAAGACUUCGAGCAUUUAUGGUCAGUUGAGGAUAUCAUGGAGCAUAUAAUGAGUUUCUGGCUGAGGAAACGAUAGAGAGAUAAACCAACUUUCUCCAGUGUUUGGAUUGUAGAACAAGCAAUCCGCUGCCAAGAAUGGAGUUAUCCAUGAUUAGAUCAUACAUAUACUGAGGAUUCCUAACCUCCUUGAGUUGGCAUUUUAGUCUCAUUUCUAAUGGAGAAGUGCCCUGUUUAUCCUCUUCGUUCCCUGUUGAUGCUCCUAUUCAUUUUGAGUCUUUUUGUUCCAAGUAUGCCUCUUCCGACCGAGACUCAAGCGUUGCUUCGUUUCAAAGAGAAUCUCAAAGACCCGACAGGUUUUCUUAAUUCUUGGAUUGAUUCUGAAUCCCCUUGUGGAUUCUCUGGGAUUACUUGCGACCGGGCUUCUGGAAAAGUUGUAGAAAUUUCCUUGGAAAACAAGUCACUUUCUGGUGAGAUUUCUCCAUCCAUUUCUGUUCUGCAAUGGCUCACAACACUUUCAUUGGCCUCAAACCAUAUUUCUGGGGAGCUUCCCAACCAACUAAUCAACUGUAGCAAUCUUAGAGUAUUGAAUCUCACUGAUAAUGAAAUGGUUAAGAGGAUUCCUGAUCUUUCUCAGCUAAAAAAAUUGGAGGUUCUAGAUCUAUCAAUCAACUUCUUUUCAGGCCAAUUCCCAAUUUGGGUUGGAAAUUUAACUGGAUUGGUUUCUCUAGGACUUGGUCAAAAUGAGUUCGAGGUUGGUGAGAUUCCAGAAUCUAUUGGAAAUUUGAAGAAUUUAACUUGGCUAUAUCUGGCAAAUGCACAAUUGAGAGGGGAAAUACCAGAGUCUCUCUUUGAAUUGAAGGCAUUAAAGACAUUGGAUCUUUCAAGGAACGAGCUUUCUGGUAAAAUCUCCAAGUCAAUAUCCAAGUUGCAAAAUCUGAAUAAGCUUGAGCUGUUCGUUAACAAGUUGACUGGAGAAAUUCCACCAGAGAUUUCAAACCUUACCCUUCUACAAGAAAUUGAUAUUUCUGCUAAUAGUUUGUAUGGCCAGUUGCCAGAAGAGGUUGGGAACUUAAGGAAUUUGGUGGUUUUUCAGUUGUAUGAAAACAACUUCUCUGGAAAACUUCCUGAAGGAUUUGGAAAUAUGCAAAACCUUAUUGCAUUUUCAAUCUAUAGGAACAAUUUUUCUGGAGAAUUUCCAGUGAACUUCGGCAGAUUUUCUCCGCUCAACAGUAUCGACAUAUCUGAGAACCAAUUUUCAGGGAUCUUUCCUCAGUUCUUGUGUGAGAAAAGGAAGUUGGAGUUCUUACUUGCUCUGGAAAAUAGAUUUUCUGGAGAGCUGCCAUUUGCUUUAGCUGAGUGCAAAUCACUGCAAAGAUUCAGAAUUAACAAUAAUCAAAUGUCUGGCAGCAUUCCAGAUGGGGUAUGGGCUCUUCCUAAUGCAAAAAUGAUUGACUUUAGUGAUAAUGAAUUCAUUGGAAUUAUAUCCCCAAACAUUGGUCUAUCUACUAGCUUGAGCCAGUUGGUUUUGCCAAACAAUAAGUUUUCUGGUAACCUUCCAUCAGAGCUUGGCAAGUUGACAAACUUAGAGAGGCUCUAUUUGAGUAAUAACAAGUUCGAUGGAGAAAUACCUUCUGAAAUUGGUUUCCUCAGGCAACUUUCAUCGUUACACCUGGAAGUAAAUUCAUUGAAUGGAUCAAUCCCAUUAGAGAUCGGUAACUGUGAAAGACUUGUGGACGUAAAUUUUGCUCAAAACUCUCUGAGUGGUAGCAUUCCAUCUUCAUUUUCGUUAAUCAGCUCUUUGAACUCCCUGAACCUGUCAAGCAACAAACUUUCAGGUAUAAUCCCAGAAUCCUUGGAGAAGAUGAAACUAAGUUCGAUUGAUUUGUCAGGAAAUCAGCUGUUCGGAAGAGUUCCAUCCAGUCUUCUGGCAAUGAGUGGAGACAAAGCAUUUUUGGACAACAAAGAACUCUGUGUUGAUGAAAACUACAGAGAAAGGAUAAAUACCACCCUGGUAACUUGUACUGGAAAGAAUAGUCAGAAAGGGGUGCUUAAUGAUGAACUUCUAUUUUUCAGUAUCAUAGUUUCCAUCUUGGUUUGUGUAUUAGCAGGGCUAGCGUUUGUAAGUUAUAAUUGCUCGAAGAUCAGUCAGACUGACCCAGAGGCCAGUCGGGAAGGGGACCGACAAGGAGCUCCAAAAUGGAAAAUUGCAUCAUUCCAUCAAGUGGAAAUCGAUGCAGAUGAAAUAUGCAGCUUUGAAGAAGAAAAUUUGAUAGGGAGUGGAGGAACAGGAAAAGUUUAUCGGUUGGAUCUCAAGAAAAAUGGCAAUACAGUGGCUGUUAAACAACUCCGGAAAGGAGAUGCAAUGAAGGUUUUGGCUGCAGAAAUGGAGAUUCUGGGGAAGAUAAGGCAUAGAAACAUCUUGAAGCUCUAUGCCUGCUUAAUGAGAGAAGGCUCAAGUUAUCUAGUUUUUGAAUAUAUGACUAAUGGCAACCUGUAUGAAGCACUUCAGAGACAGAUCAAAGGUGGACAGCCUGAGUUGAACUGGUAUCAGAGGUACAAGAUUGCACUGGGAGCAGCAAGGGGGGUUGCUUACUUGCACCAUGAUUGCUCACCACCUAUAAUUCAUAGAGAUAUAAAAUCAACAAAUAUACUUCUUGAUGGAGAUUAUGAACCAAAAAUUGCUGAUUUUGGGGUUGCAAAAGUUGCAGAUCAGUUUCAAAGUGCUUCUGAGCACAGCUCUCUUGCUGGCACUCAUGGUUAUAUUGCUCCUGAGCUAGCAUAUACUCCGAAAGUUUCAGAAAAAAGUGAUGUGUACAGUUAUGGUGUGGUGCUAUUAGAAUUGAUUACUGGAAGGAGACCAAUAGAAGAUGAAUACGGAGAAGGAAAAGAUAUAGUCUACUGGAUUUCAACACACCUCGAUGACCGUGAUAAUGCCCUCAAGCUUCUAGACAUCAGAGUUGCAUCUGAAGCCAUCCAAAAUGACAUGAUUAAGGUCCUGAAGAUUGCUGUACUUUGCACAACAAAGCUUCCAUCACUUCGCCCUUCGAUGAGAGAGGUAGUGAAGAUGCUAUCGGACGCUGAUCCCUACUCUUCUUCAAUGUCCCUGAACAACAGUUCAAAUAAAAACAUUAAGGAUUUUGUUUAGUUCUUCAUCAAGAAUGUAAGCUUCGCCGUAAUGAUCAAAGUACUCAAGAUUUUUACAGUUGCCAUCAGAAGCUUUGCCCAUCAAAUAUAAGAGCAAUAGCAUGUACCCAAUUAGCAGGCUCUGAAGAAUGUAGAUCUCCAAGGAAUUUAGCAUAAAACUAAGGAUAAUAUAUUUGUAGAGCUCAUCAAAUGAAGUGUGUAUAAGAGAAUUUUCUUUCUGAAGACUGCUAAAGUCAUCUUCCUUCCCAUUUAAAGAAAAAAAAAAAUUUCUGUUAUGUCAUAUAUGUAAAACAUAUUGCUGUCAAGAACAAGAUCCUCCAACUUUUAAGUUGGAAGUGUCAAACCAGAAAAUUUUUUAGCCUCAA
Messenger RNA from Cucumis melo (muskmelon), 4200 nucleotides. Its product is annotated as receptor protein-tyrosine kinase CEPR2. The record is from RefSeq and is a predicted model, not a curated record. Gene Ontology annotation, biological process: protein phosphorylation. The transcript has 3 exons. The coding region runs from base 906 to 3836 and encodes 976 amino acids. NCBI's taxonomy places the organism in Eukaryota, Viridiplantae, Streptophyta, Magnoliopsida, Cucurbitales, Cucurbitaceae. Gene Ontology annotation, molecular function: protein kinase activity; receptor serine/threonine kinase binding; ATP binding.